Molecule: messenger RNA, 1752 nt
Organism: Oncorhynchus gorbuscha (pink salmon)
Lineage: Eukaryota; Metazoa; Chordata; Actinopteri; Salmoniformes; Salmonidae
Product: sterile alpha motif domain-containing protein 13-like
Exons: 4
Coding region: 552-878 (108 amino acids)
Molecular function (GO): protein binding
Source: RefSeq, a predicted model, not a curated record
UGGAUAAGAGCGUCUGCUAAAUGACUUAAAUGUAAAUGUAAAUAUCACACAAGCCUAGGCUGCAUGUCACUGCUGUAGUUGCAGAUCCAGAAAAACGGAGCCAUUGAGGCCACCUGAAACUUGUUUAAAAGUCAGACUGUUGCAAUUAGUCUAGGCGAGACAGACAGCGCAUGUCAGUGAGAGAUUGCAAACUGCUGUAUAUUUCAGAUUGAGAGAAACAAAUGAUUUGCCAAUUUAAAAACAAAUGGGAAAAAAGAAAAGAAUGAUUUAAGAAAGUUACAUUUUAUUGUUAAGCAUACCUCUCUCAGCUCCUUCUCGAUCUGCACCGCGCGCUGCACAAUGGGUCCGCGCACGGCAUACUCCACAUUCUUCACAUUGGGGUUCAUGGUGUCGAUGGUCAAAACCUUGUUCUGGGAGAACACUGCAUUCUCGGUCAUUUUCUCUUGGACAAGUCCACGCGGCGGUUCACUGACUCCUGAAAGUGCUCUACUCUGGGAAGAGAAAGGUGACAGCGGAGAGGGGAUCAUCACUGAGCGGACACCAGAGCUGGAAUGGAGAACAAAACAAAUGGAUCAGUGGAAGCUAAACUUGUGGCGGAGAAUGGCCAGCUGCCGGACCCUGCAGACUGGGCAUUCACUGAUGUCGUCAAUUAUUUCAAAGCUGCAGGAUUUGAUGAGCAGGCUACUGCUUUCCAGGACCAGGAAAUCGAUGGCAAGUCUCUGCUCCUGAUGACACGGAAUGAUGUCCUGACUGGUCUUUCUAUCAAACUGGGGCCAGCACUGAAGAUCUACGAGUACCACGUGAAACCACUUCAAACUCAGCACCUGAAGAGUAAUGCUAAUGCACCACUGCAUGCUCCUCAACGCGUGACAAGAUAAUCACGAGGCAGGACGGACAGACCAGUCCGAAGAGAUUUAUAGACCCAAGAGGACAGUGGAAGACUGGGCUUAGAAAACUCUUGCGUGGUUGCAUCUUGCAUCCUUCUGAAAAUAUUAUUUUACCUAAACUUAACAGAUGCCAAAUGAUUUGAGCCAUUACGUUUGAGUGGCAUCAGUUUAUGAAACCAAACAAGGACUUUAAUUCUAUGAGGUCAUGGACAUAAGAUCAUUUUACAGGUCUUAAAAAGUACAGGUUUAUUUUUUCUUCCCCAAAGAGUUAGUCUCAAAGCAAAUCAAGCAGAUUCAACUGAAUGGGUUAUUUAAUAGUGGACGAUCCUUUUCAGAUGGAUGCAAACGGUGCACUAGAUUUUGACUUUGAUGCGCUCUCUUCUACCAUUGAUCAGUGAUAUAUAUAUAAAUCAAACUACGGAACAGUUUGAUGCCGGCUAAGACUGGAUGGUAAUUAGUUUGAACCAUACUCACUGAUCCUCCAUUACAGCCAUUUCUUUUUCUAAUAAGCCACUAUUUAACUUAAUCAAAAGAUGCAUCUAUGAACAUUAUGCAUGUCAAUUGUAAAUUUAAGCAUAGGAAUAUAAGUUGCUGAAUGUGUUCUUUGAUUUCCUUAUUCUUAAAUAUGGCAUUUUACUUUCGUGUUUGAUGUGGAUGCUUUUAUCACGCAUAAGUGACAUGCUGCUGCCUUUUGUAUUGUAAAGUUGCCCUGUUCACAUUUUGCUGUUAGAAACUACUUGCAGCUUAAGUAAAGAUUUGAGAUGUAACACUGUCAGUCUUACCCAAGAACAAUUAGCAAAAACACAGUCAUGUAGAGAAAGAAUGUUAAUUUCUAAAUACAAAAAGUCAAGAACAAUGAAUAAAA